AUGCCCGACUUGAAAUCACCCGCAGAGCUACAGAACGGCGCAGCUGCGUUCGUCAACCUCAUCCAUGUUCUCUUGGGGGUAUACGCAUACGAAUGGGUUCUUUCUCUAAACUUCGAUUUCGGUUUUUUGUUGGGAAGGAGGAAAUUCUGUUGGCCAAUGAUUUUCUACUUCGCGAACAGAUAUCUCCUUCUUUUUGCACUGGUAGGGGUCAUUAUUUCCAUGGAUGUUACUUCAAAGGUCGAUUGCCAGGCCCUAUACACUUUCAAUCAAAUUGCAGGCAGUGCUGCAAUGGGUCUAGCAAACAUCAAUCUUUCGAUCUGA
Molecule: messenger RNA, 321 nt
Organism: Laccaria bicolor S238N-H82
Lineage: Eukaryota; Fungi; Basidiomycota; Agaricomycetes; Agaricales; Hydnangiaceae
Exons: 4
Coding region: 1-321 (106 amino acids)
Source: RefSeq, a predicted model, not a curated record